Messenger RNA from Cydia splendana, 1371 nucleotides. RefSeq lists its product as uncharacterized. The coding region runs from base 1 to 1371 and encodes 456 amino acids. Gene Ontology annotation, biological process: DNA replication, removal of RNA primer. Gene Ontology annotation, molecular function: nucleic acid binding; RNA-DNA hybrid ribonuclease activity. The transcript is spliced from 2 exons. NCBI's taxonomy places the organism in Eukaryota, Metazoa, Arthropoda, Insecta, Lepidoptera, Tortricidae. The record is from RefSeq and is a predicted model, not a curated record.
AUGGUAAUGUUCACCAAUAAAAGGGCACUUGGCAACUUUACCAGACCAACACUCUUCCAGACUGAACUACAGCUGACCGAUGAAGUUAAGUACUUAGGGCUGACUCUCGACAGUAAACUCAACUGGAACAAUCACAUCAACAAACGUAUAGACAAGGCGGGAGUAGUCUUCUGGCAGUGCAGAAGGAUGAUCGGUAAGAGGUGGGGACUCAAUCCGAAAAUUACCCUUUGGCUCUAUAAGACUAUAAUCCGCCCCCUACUCUGUUACGGAGCUUUGGUUUGGUGGCCAAGAACAAACCUAAGCAACGUACGUGACAAGCUACAAAGACUCCAGAGGCUCGCAUGCGCGGCCACCACUGGUUGCACGAGGUCCACUCCGACUGCAGCCAUGGAGGUCAUGCUAAACCUUCCACCGCUGCAUCUACACAUACAGCAAGAGGCCAGUCUCUCAGCGGUAAGGUUGCGAACCCUCAACAUAUGGUCUAACAUCACAGGAGCUCUUCACACAACAUGCCUGGAAAAGGUAUACAACGAAUUUCCAGUGCUCAGGGCGGGCACGGAUCGAAUUCACAAACAAGCCAUCUUUGACAAAAGGUACAAAAUACAAUUAUAUGAGGACGACAACUAUGAAGGACUCAAUCCCCGGGAGCUGAGAAUCUUCACUGAUGGGUCCAAAACAGACAGCGGAUCGGGCUCUGGUACCUUUUCAGAAGACCUGAACAUGUCAAUCACCACUCCGCUAGGAGCCCAUAACUCGGUAUUCCAAGCUGAGUGUAUGGGCAUCAUAAACGCGGCGGCUGCCACCACUGCAAGGAAGGUAGUAGGAUCCUCCAUCCGCAUACUCUCCGACAGUAGAGCAGUCUUAAUGGCCCUAAAAAGCCAUAUAGUUACAUCCAAACUUAUACAGGAAUGCCACGAACGACUAAUGGAGGUAUGUCAGAACAACAAGAUCACCUUACAAUGGAUCAAGGGACACAGUGGAUCCCGAGGUAACGAUGCUGCGGACGAGCUUGCCAGACAAGGAUCGGGUGCGGGGGCGAUUGGCCCGGAACCGAUUCUCCCGAUACCGUUUAGCAAGGUACGCUCAAUGCUGCUGGCACGCACUGGGAAACUACACACAGAACACUGGCUAAACCAGACUGGAUGCAGACAGGCCAAAGAAGCCAUGCCUGGCAUCAACGGUGUCACAGACAGUCCCCUAUGCCGUGGAUGCAUGCAGAAGGAAGAAACAGCCUCUCACGUGGUGUUGGAAUGCAGCGGAGUGGCCCCAUACAGGGCAAAACAUCUCGGAUCUCCGAGAGACCUCCCCGAGGUCCUACUCAACAUCAAAGGUUUGGUGGGAUUCCUCGAGGAGCUGGGCUGGCAGGACUAG